AUGGCGCGGCUACCGCCCGGCGCGGGGCCCCUCUGGGGGCUGGGCGGCGCCGUGCUCGGGGUUUGUCUCGCGGGGGUCGCCGGGCAGCUGGUGGAGCCCAGCACGGCUCCGCCCAAGCCCAAGCCACCCCCGCUGACCAAGGAGACAGUGGUGUUCUGGGACAUGCGCCUGUGGCACGUGGUGGGCAUCUUUUCCCUCUUCGUGUUGUCCAUCAUUAUCACCCUGUGCUGUGUCUUCAACUGCCGUGUGCCACGGACCCGGAAGGAGAUCGAAGCCCGGUACCUGCAGCGGAAGGCAGCCAAGAUGUACACGGACAAGCUGGAGACCGUGCCACCCCUCAACGAGCUCACGGAGAUCCCGGGAGAGGAGAAAAAGAAGAAGAAGAAAGAGGACAGUGUGGACACAGUGGCCAUCAAGGUAGAAGAGGACGAGAAGAAUGAGGCCAAGAAGAAGAAAGGGGAGAAAUGAGGAGCACGCCCUGCAGGCAGCAGCUGGGGCUGGCAGGCCCAGGAGCUCAAGUCCAGGGCUUGGACUCACCUCAUGCAAGGACCGAGGGCGGUGGCCAGAGGGGAAAGCAGAGGCCCAUGGCCAGCAGGUGCCUGCUGGAUCCCACUGCUCCUAUGCCCUCCCUGUGGGCACUGUGCUCAGCACAGGUGGCCUGGGCCACCCUGCAGAUGCAGAGCAGCCGCACACUGCGCUCCCCGCCCACAUGUGCCUCGGCCCCACCCACUCCUCAAAGGACAGCAGUGGCCAUGUGGGAUUCUGAACUGAACGGUGGGUGUGAGGCCACCCUCAGCCUGGCUGUGAGGAGGAAGAGAGGGAAGUGGGAAGAGGGGGACACUGGGAGAGCAGGAGGGCUCAGAUUGGGCCAGGCAGAGAGACUGCCCUACUCCUGGCGGGGGGCGGAAAGGGGUUCCAGUCCAGAGGAGUGAGCAGAGGGCUGAGACAGGUGGA
Lepus europaeus (European hare) is the source of this 954-nucleotide messenger RNA. RefSeq names its product transmembrane inner ear (gene TMIE). The coding region runs from base 1 to 468 and encodes 155 amino acids. NCBI's taxonomy places the organism in Eukaryota, Metazoa, Chordata, Mammalia, Lagomorpha, Leporidae. The transcript is spliced from 4 exons. The record is from RefSeq and is a predicted model, not a curated record.